AGUUUCCCCUUACACCCCACAGAGCUGCCACCCUCCGAGUUCAUGCAGGUGGCGGAUUCCACAUGGCUGGUGCUCAGCGUGGUCUCCAACGGCCGGGCACCCUCUGGCAGCCAGGCCACUGGUGUCACCAAGAUCGCCCGCUCUGUCAUCGCGCCGCUGGCCGAGCACCAUGUCUCCGUGCUGAUGCUCUCCACCUACCAGACUGACUUCAUUCUGGUGCGGGAGAGGGACCUGCCUGUGGUGAUCCACACGCUGGCUGGGGAGUUCGACAUCUACAAGGAGGAGAGUGGCGAGUGUGUCCCUGUCUCCUGUGAUGACGUGAGCAAUGGCUUCCUCAAGUCCAAGCCGGCCACCAGCCCCACGCUGCACCCCGUGCAGAGUCCCCAGACUCGCUUCUGCAUCCUGACUGUGGCCCCCGACACGCUGCCUGCCAUUGCCACCAUGCUCAUUGAUGUCCUCUUCUACUCCCACAGCCCCCCAAGGGAGGCUGGAGCCAGCAGCCAGGACCUCGACUCCAUCACCUUCUUCGCCUUCUCCCUCAUUGAAGGCUACAUCUCCAUUGUGAUGGAUGCCGAGACCCAGAAGCGGUUCCCAAGUGACCUUCUGCUGACCAGUUCCACGGGGGAGCUGUGGCGGAUGGUGCGGAUCGGUGGGCAGCCUCUCGGCUUUGAUGAGUGUGGCAUCGUGGCACAGAUCGCCGAGCCACUGGCCGCCGCCGACAUCUCAGCCUAUUACAUCAGCACCUUCAACUUCGACCAUGCCUUGAUCUCACAGGCAGAGGGGAAGCUGAAGCAUGAAGGGAUGGACUUGAGCCCAGGGCUGGAGAUGCUUCUGCCAUGCCACCACGGCACCUCCCAGACAGGUGUGGAGAGAGAAGGAAUUCUCCUGCCUCCUCCACCCCUUCAGGCCUGCCCUGGGCACAGCCCUCCCUGCUCCAGGCCCACUUCUGCCAGGGGACACCCCAAGGAAGAGGAGGUGGAGGCAGCUGGUGGAGGAAGCAGUGCCAGCCCCACUCUUGCAGCAGGGAGUCCUGCACAGGGAAGAGUAGUCAUUUGGGGAAAUGUUGGGGAAAGACAAUCUUCGUUCUUCUGGAACUUCUGGUGGUCACCGAAAUCAACUGGCUUGCGACACAGCUCAACAGGCUGAUCCAAUGCAUCUGCUUGGAUGGAGCAGGAAAAGCCAGCACUGGUGCCAAGCUCCUGUCAGACUCCAUCUCCUGGGAAAGGAGAACUGAGAAGGGUAAUGGGGUUUGCACUGGGUGCUGCCGGCAGCACCAAGGCCAUGCCAGGCCCUGUGGCAGCCCUGACUGGGACCACAUAAGCUGGGUUUUCCCAUGGUGGUAUUGCAUAAGAGUGACGCAGCAGUGAGGGCACUGCUGCCCGCACAAAGCUUCCGCUGCCCUCAGCCCUUGUGCCCUUGGGCAACACCCAGGGCCCCAUGUGGGUCCUGCUGUGGCUGUAUGGCACCAGGAAGUUGCAUUUCCUCCCAUGGGGCUCCUAUGGGUGCUGCCAGGCAGAGAGGUUGCACUGUCCCCUCUGUGGCCAGCACCCAAAUUUGUCACCCUGAGGGGUGGGUGGGUGUGAGCAGGCAGAGCAUCUGCCAUGCUGGGAUGCUCCCUACUUCCCAGCCUUCCACUUCCCCUCUUCCCAGGCCGGAUUUUCAGCUCCCACAGCUGGACUUGGGUUGCAAAGACCUCCGUGAUGAGACGUACAUGUCCCCACAUGGCCAACAUCCCCAGUUACCACUGCCACCAUUGUCUUGCUCUUGUGCUUUGAGGCAGCUGAGGCCGUUUCUGGUUCACCCAGCCCACUGGGCACCAAGCAGCAGGACUGGGGUGACUUGAUGCGGCCCUUUCCUGAGAAGCCAGGUCAUGGGGUUCCAGCAGCAGCGGCAGGGCUAGGUGUGAGGUGAUCGGAGGGACCAGGCACUCCUGGGGCUGGACCUACGGAGACUCCCUCGAGGAACUGAAUCGAAGAACAUCCCCAUCGCCCGCCUGGCAUCAUUUCCUCCCGCCGGGGCGGCUCGCCCUGCUUAUUGGCCCCCAGGGCACGGCUUCACUUCUGGCUUGCCUUUC
Messenger RNA from Indicator indicator, 2074 nucleotides. RefSeq names its product cytosolic arginine sensor for mTORC1 subunit 1 (gene CASTOR1). The record is from RefSeq and is a predicted model, not a curated record. Gene Ontology annotation, cellular component: cytosol. Bases 43 to 1146 code for a protein of 367 amino acids. Gene Ontology annotation, biological process: cellular response to L-arginine; negative regulation of TORC1 signaling. NCBI's taxonomy places the organism in Eukaryota, Metazoa, Chordata, Aves, Piciformes, Indicatoridae. The transcript has 9 exons. Gene Ontology annotation, molecular function: arginine binding.